AUGUAAGGAUUCCAGGUAUGUGAGAUGUAGUGCUUUCCAUUGACAAGACCAGACAACGUGGUGGAGUAAACAUGGGGCUUAUGUAGUGGUGUGCUGAUGAGUGUUAACAAUGGUGAUAGCUUGCAAAUGCAGGUGAUUGGUGAGUGCAGGUGAAGAACCAGAGGGAUGCUGGGAAACGGAGUCCGGGGAAGGUGAGACAGACUGUGACUGUGACACAAUGACAUCAUGAUUUCCAGAUUACAUUAGGCUUGUUCGAGAUACAUUGGUGCUGUGACCGAUUGGCGUAUGACAUCAACGUACCGCAAGAGCAUUUGGAGAGCCUACGUCUCCUUAUACUUUCAAAUUGCUCCCGCUUUGAUACUUUGAUGUCAUAUGCUGAUCUGUUUGUGCAGCGACAAUGCAUCUUAAACAAGCCUAUUCACACAACAUAGCAAAUACCUCAGUGUUAAAUUAACACUCCUCAGAAUUUGAGUCCACACUCAAGAGUGUUAAAAUUAACUCUGAAGCAGUGUUAAAGGUAACGAGAUCAUUAAGUGAUUGAGUAAUGAAUGUCCAUUAGUGAUGAACACCUGAUUUGAACAAGCAGAAUCACUGAAGGGAAGAGUCACCAUUUUGUGUCACCGUUAUGGUGAUCAGUGUUUCCUUUAGUUGGGUUCUUGACCCUUUGACUUUUUAACAGCACUUUUUCUCUGGCUGUUUUAACUUUGUGUUUAGAAAACAAUUUGUUAUGGCACAUAAAGCACAGAGAAAAUAUUUUCAGAUGUUAUGUUUUUAUAGUAUAAAGUAUACUGAUAUCAUUCUAAGCUCAAUCUCUGAUUGCAGCAGCCCUGUGAUGUUACAACAUUAGAUUCUGCAAAAUAAAUAAAUAAAGAUAUAAAAUUAAAGAUAUGUUAAAAACACAAAACAGACGACCAUUACAACUUCUACAUGCAGAGGCACAUGGGUCAUGUCAACUAGCCAAUUUGUAAAUACAACAGCAAGACUCUUUAAACAUACAUGUCAUGAAAGAGUGUAUAUUUUUAUUAUUUCUAAUUUAAACUUUUGAUUCAACUAAGAGAUACUGUGGUAAUGCCAAGUGUCAUUUCUGUCACCUGUUGCAUUUGGCUUGCUAAGUUAAGGACACUUGAUAUUCAGCAAUAAUAUUGAUUUGAUUGCGCUAACACUAUCAGAUGAGAACUGAACUGAGCCGGACGAUGACAUCACUGUUUUCUGCAGAGCUACUUUACAAUGAAUUGAACUGAUUUCAUAAUUGAUUAACUCUACACAGCUAUUGAACAGAACUGAAUUAAAACUAAACUGACUUUAGCUGAACAAUGUCACUAUUUUCUUUUUAGAGCUGCUUUACAGCAGAAUUGAACUCUGUUGGAAUAAUUUAAUUUUUUUCCUGUUUAUACCUGUAAAGCUGCUUUGAAACAGUCUAUGAAGUGUUAAAAAAAAGAUGACUUGACUUGUGGACCAGAUCUGGUAAACAGUAAUGCAUUGCCAAAAUGUCACCAUUCUAGGCAGCAUGUGAGCCACAUGCGGAGUGUGGGAAAGACCAGGAUUAGAAUAAAAAUCAACUGUGACAGAAAUGUGUCAUUUCUAAGGCUUGCUUGUGGCCCAGAUCUUGCAAACAGGAGUGGACCACUCAACGCGGUAUGUCAUCAUUCAACGCGGUUUGUCGGCCAGAGCAAGGUGUUGGAUCUGGGCCAGAAUUAAAAUGAACUGUUGCCCAGAUAUGGGCCAGUUCUGCUUUAUUAAUUUUGUUCAUGGCUCACAAGCGGCAUUGGUAUGGCUUGCUUGUGGCCCAAAUGGCAAACAGGCAUGGACCGCCUAAGUGCUAUCAUUCCAUGAGGUAUGUGGGCCAGAGCAAAGGUGUUGGAUCUGGCACACACUUGGCACUUUCAUGUGGCCCACAUUUGGCAGGAAUGAUGGCACUUGUGUGGUCCGCUCCUGUUUGCCAGAUUUGGGCCAUAAGAAAUCCACAGUAAUGCCGCAUGUCAGCCAUGAACAAAACAAAUGAAGCAGAACUGGCUCACAUCUGGGUAACAGCAAGGUGUUGGAUCUGGGCCAGAAUUAAAAUGAACUGGUGCCCUGAUUAUGGCCAGUUCUGCUUUAUUCGUAUUGUUUAUGGCUGACAUGCGGCAUUUGCAUGGCUUGCUUGUGGCCCAAAUCUGAAAAACAGGAGCGGACACCCAUCUGGUUGGUGGGCCAGAGCAAAGUAUUGGAUCUGGGCCAGAAGUAAAAUAAACUGUUGCCUAGAAGUGGGCCAGUUCUGCUUUAUCCGUUUGUUUAUGGCUGACAUGCGGCAUUGGUAUGGAUUGCUUGUGGCCCAAAUCUGGAAAACAGGAGCGGACCGCCCAAGAGCCAUCAUUCCUGCUAAAAGUGGGCCAAAUGAAAGUGCAAAGUUUGCUCCAGAUCUGGGCCAGUUUUUCUAUCUGGGAGGGGGAAUUGCAUCACUGUGUAUUACUGUGCAUAGAAAUUCGCCUGUUACUGACUGACUGUAAAACUGACUUCCUGUUGUGGUCUUGGAAACAAUUGGGGCCAGAUGAAAUGUGUGUGUAGUUCAAAGAAGCUAGAAGUUUGGUAGGUUAAAGUUGCUCGCUUUUGCUAUGCAACGUGUUAUGUAUCUCUUUGUAGAUUGAGGAAACCACCAACGGUUGAAGGCAGAAGGAAAACGCAUCCUAUGCAUUUUAGCUUAUACUUACUAUAGAAUAUAAAGGUUAACAGGAAACUGAGGGGGAGUAUGUGUGUGUGUUUACUAUAGCUUUUUUUUUUUUUUCCUUCCAUGAACUAUGUUUUUCUUUUCUUCUACCAAAUAGGGUGAUGAAUAAGUUCCUCCUCUUUAUGAUGAUUAUAAAUUAUGAAACUUGUAUCAGAACUAAUAACCAACUAUACAUAGUUGGUUAUUAGUCGAAGGGUGUAACAAAUACAACAAUGUGUCAGCUAAAUGAAUAAAUGUAAAUGCACAUUUCUGAAAGCACACAUAUACAGUAUAAAGGUGUAUUGCAUACUCACCAAUUGGAUUUGGUUGGGAGGGACUUAAUUCUUCAAUAAAUAGAGCAGUAUUUCAGCUGAAAAUUGUUCAGCCAGACAAUCUUCACAGAAUCAAUAUAAUAGUUGAGAUCUUCCGUGAGGUUCAAUUAGGCAGCUAAUACGUAUUCCAGGUGAAGUGAAUCGACUAGAAAUGAUGUCCCCGCAGAAAAUUGAAGCUCUGAAAGAUGAACUGCAAAGAAGCAUUGAGGGACUGAAUUCAGAAUUUGACAGAAAUCAUCAAACCCUCAUUGGUCAAAUAAAGCAGCUGAAUGGCAUCACUGAUGAACUUGAAUCCAUGCACAAAGGCACUACAGUGGGCAGUUUGGUAGGAUCAACAGUAGGAGCAGUGGGAGGAAUCGCAGCCUUAGUGGGUUUCUUUUUGGCCCCGUUCACAGCUGGUCUUUCUUUAGCUGUUGCUGGUGUUGGUACUGCUGUUGGGAUAGCUGGAGGAGUAACAGGUGCAGCAUCUAACAUCACUAACAUUGUCCAGCAGAAAAACCUGCGUGAGACUAUUGAGAAAACCAUCAAUGAUUUCCAGAACACAAUCACCCCAAUUAUUAAGCAUCUGAAUACAAUAUGUAAGACCAUAGAAGAGCUUCAGCAGAUGGAGCAGAUGUAUUCUGCUACAUUUAAAAUAACACUGACAAGUGUGAGAUCUGUGAAAAUGGGUGUGGGCUUGGCAAAACUUGUAACUGUAUAUAAAACUGUUAAACUUGGAAAUGUGGCUGCAAAAGCUGCCAAAACUCUCCAAGGGGUUGGGAAACUAUGUACGGCAAUCUCAUCUCUAUUUCUUAUUCUUGAUCUUUACAGUAUUGUUAAUGAUUCAAUAGAGAUCUCUGAAAUGAAUCAACCAGAAGAAGAGAGAAAAGCAGAAGCAAUCAAAUCAGAAACUUUGAAAUUUAUUUAUGAAAUGAGAAAAAGAGCAGCUAAAUUUCAGGAAACUGUGGAUGAAAUUGAAAAAGCUAGAGACACUUUUAACAGAGAGUUACAAAUCUGUUGAAAAUUGUUUAAGAAGAGCUUGAACUGCUUUGUCUGAUAUUAUUAUCAAUAAUACAGUCAAAGCAGUGCACUCUUUAAACUGGAAUCUUUAAAAAUGUGUGCACUUAAUCACAGAAAGUGUGCAGUCUUUGCAGGCAGGGUGUUCUGAAUUAUAAAAAAGUUAUACGCUUACAUAUUCUGGGAUUUUCUUCUGGGCAUUUGCUAAUGAUUUCAGGGCUUGUGUUUCAUACAAACUCAGCACAUAGUGAGGAAAAUGAGGCCAAAUGUAACUUUUUUUUACAUUUAUUUUGUACUGUGAAAUUAAAUUACUCUGAUUGUCAUAGUCUUUCACUUUGUUUUAUUUUGAUGAGCAACUGUUUGCAUGUUCAAUCAAACAUUCUUUUAAAUGACUGUUGAUAUUUUUUGUUGUAUAUGUUACUGUUCUGUAAUGUAAUAUUAAAGCUAUAUUACACGAUCAUCUCAACCAUAUAUUCACCAAAUUGUGUG
Messenger RNA from Megalobrama amblycephala (Wuchang bream), 4500 nucleotides. Its product is annotated as apolipoprotein L3-like. Gene Ontology annotation, biological process: lipoprotein metabolic process; lipid transport. The transcript has 4 exons. Lineage: Eukaryota; Metazoa; Chordata; Actinopteri; Cypriniformes; Xenocyprididae. Bases 3167 to 4015 code for a protein of 282 amino acids. The record is from RefSeq and is a predicted model, not a curated record. Gene Ontology annotation, cellular component: extracellular region; membrane. Gene Ontology annotation, molecular function: lipid binding.